GUAUGUCCAGCGUUUUAAGCAGCAGCGGGCAAUCAUUCCUCAGCAGCCUCUCGGUAGGCGAGUGGUUUAUGGGAAUCGGCGUGUUGGUAGGAACACCUCUCCUCCCCUUGCUUCAACAUCUGACAGAUCACAGGCCCUUGCCCACUUGAUCCUCUCCGCGAUCUACAACGUCUAUCUCCACCCACUUGCCAGCUAUCCAGGACCGAGACUCGCAGGCCUCACACGGCUGUGGUACGUCUACUAUUGUCUCCGGGGCGAUCUGAUCUACAUCGUCAGCGAGCAACACCAACGGUAUGGCCCAAUUGUCCGAAUCGCGCCCGACGAGCUGUCGUACACGGACCCCAACGCUUGGAACGACAUCUACGGCCAUCGGCAGGGAAAGCCCGAGAUCAUGAAGGAUCCAGUCUUCUAUUCGAGCAUGAGCUCGGGUCCUGGGAGCAUCAUCAACGCUGACCGAGCACGCCAUGGGCAUCUCCGCAAGCAAAUGUCCCACGGCUUCUCCGAAAAAGCACUCCGGCACCAAGAGCAUGUCAUUCGUCAAUACGGGGAUCUGUUCAUUCACCGCUUGGAUGGUCUCGCCAGAGACGGCCGUGCGACGGUGGACAUUGUCAGUUGGUUCAAUUACUUCACCUUUGAUGUCAUGGGAGAUCUGGUGUUCGGGCAGUCCUUUGGCUGCCUGGAAGGCUCAAAGUACCACCCAUGGGUCAAGCUCAUCUUUGAUUCCGUCAAAGUGGCGGCGUGGGUCCGAUGUUCCAAAUACUGGCCUCUGGCCACCCCUCUUACGCGGCGAAUGAUUCCCUCGGACCUUCAACAGCGGCGGGUGGAACAGAGGCAGAUGGCCAAGGAGAAAGCCGCAUUCCGCAAGGCCAUCACAGAAGAGAGAGAUGAUCUCAUUUCGGGAAUGCUUCAUCCCGACAGCGAAGUCACUCAUCUCGAAUACCAAAGCAGCGUUGAGACCGUCAUCGUGGCCGGCAGCGAAACGACGGCAACUCUCAUGUCCGGAGCCACAUACUACCUCCUCAAGAAUCCCGACAAAAUGCAAAAGGUUGUUGACGAGGUUCGGUCGACAUUUUCAUCCGCCGAAGACAUCGAUUUUGUCUCCGUCAACAAGCUCCCCUACUUGCUUGCUUGCCUCAACGAAACCCUUCGAGUAUACCCUCCUGUGGCCGAUGGGUUCCCACGCAAUACAGGGCCCAGGGAAGAGCUGAUUUGCGGCAAGAUCGUACCUCCGCGCACGCUCGUACGGCAAUCGCAGUGGGCAACAUACCACUCGCCCGACAACUUCACCCGGCCUGACGAAUUCCUCCCCGAACGAUGGAUUGGAGAGGGCAAAGGCUUCGAAAAGGAUCGAAAGGAAGCCUUGCAACCAUUCAGUGUCGGGCCGCGGAAUUGUCUCGGUCGCAAUCUCGCUUUCGUCGAGAUGCGAUUGUUGAUGGCGCUGCUGUUAUGGAAUUUCGAUCUGGAACUUGACGCCAUCUCGAAUGAUUGGGGCAAGCAGAGCGCAUUUCUUCUCUGGGAGAAGCCGGAGAUGUAUGUCAAAAUCAUUCCGCGACAAAAGGCUGGAGCGUGAACGGAGGAGUUCGAUCUGUUGCGGAACGUUUAGAUUGUCCAUAGUUGAGACUCCGCUCUGACACCUGGUUCUUCCGAAACAUCACCAUUCCGAGCGUCCAGCCUUCCGUUCACC
Neohortaea acidophila is the source of this 1684-nucleotide messenger RNA. RefSeq names its product cytochrome P450. Bases 392 to 1570 code for a protein of 392 amino acids. The record is from RefSeq and is a predicted model, not a curated record. Lineage: Eukaryota; Fungi; Ascomycota; Dothideomycetes; Mycosphaerellales; Teratosphaeriaceae. Gene Ontology annotation, molecular function: iron ion binding; monooxygenase activity; heme binding. The transcript is spliced from 5 exons.